This is a messenger RNA of Porites lobata, 1640 nucleotides long. The record is from the annotation of a GenBank genome assembly. NCBI's taxonomy places the organism in Eukaryota, Metazoa, Cnidaria, Anthozoa, Scleractinia, Poritidae.
AUGAAGGUCGCAUCGUUCAAGAUUGUUUUCAUUACCCUGGCUCUUAAUGCCUUCCUACCAAAGCAGGUCGCUUUGGGCAGAAAAGCCUCUUCGACUUCAGAAGCAAUGAGUAUUCUGUCGCGCUGUCCCCAAAGCAAGUGCUUGGUAACUGUCUCCGCCGCUAAAAAAGCCCAGCUUGAGCCUUGAAGUUACAAUACUGCAUUUUAACCUUAUCUUAGUCCUUUCCCUGUCAAAAAUUACUGAGAUAUUGCUUUCUCUUUGUAAAAUAGACGGAUGCAGUUUCUUGUCUUGCCGGAGCGCAGUACAGCGUUUCACAUAAUUCAGGUAUGAACUUCAAGUUACUUAGAAUGGAGAAAAAGUGAUUGCCCCUCGCUGAUGAGAGUAGUUGUGUUUCAACUACAAAGGCAUUUUUUUUCCUCAUCAAACUAAUACUGAUAUUAACUUUGAUCCCUCUGAAAUUAACGUAACGCACAAUUUAAUUAUUUGGACUUAAUUGCUGUCUAAGAAUAACUACUAAAAAUCGCGAAAACAACUUUAUUGAAAAGAGAGAUGUCACGGAUCACUAGUCAUAAAUUCAAAAUCUUGUGGACCAGAAAUUAGUCACGUAUCACUAAAAACAUAUAUAUUAUUUUUUUAACGCUUAUCUGUUUCUUUUGUUGUAGAUCACACAAAAAAAAGUGGAAAAAAUAGAGAAAGAGGUGAGCUUCUAUUUUCAAAUUGACGACGCUUAAUUCUGGAAUUCGCGCAUAAUUAAAAAAAAAUCAAGAGAAAGAGCUUUUUUCAUGUCAUUUAAUAUUCGUUACUGUACUCUCCUUUUCGAUCCUUUACAAAAGAUUCUUUGCAGCUUGUUUUUCCUCAGAUGUAAUUGUUGGUUCAAUAUGCAGUGAAUAAACAGAGAAAUGGUUUACCACUUUUUUUUGCUGAUUUAGUUUGUUUGGCCUCGUAGUUGACGUUUAUAUUAAAGCCGACCAAUAAACAUCAAGUCCUACUCAUCGUAAUUGGAGAUUUCUACCUCAUUUUGCUAUAUAAAGCCUAAAUUUCAACUAAAAACUCUUAAUAAGCUUAAGUUAGUCUACGUCCCGUAAUCAGCAUUAGCCGAUACUAGCUAGUCCCUUUUAGAUAACACUACCGAUCUAUUUACUUUGCUUUGUAAAGUUAUUCAUGUGCAUAAUGGAGAAUAAGAAUACUUUCAAAAAUUUCAAUCAUAUUUUUUCAGGAAAAGUAAGCCUUUGUUUUGUACCAAAAUAAGGUUACAAACCACUUAGUUGGCAUUGUACACUUUCCCUUUUAUACAAAGUGUAGGCAAUAAAAUCACUUCUUCUGCUAUCAAAGAGAGAAAGUGAGUUUGUUUAAAAGCACGUAAGCAACAAGUCAACGCAUUCCUUUCAUUUUGUUCUGUUUUUCGUUCUUGGAAUCUUUUCAGGUCGCUAACUUAAAAGCAGAACUCGGAAAAGCGGGCAAACCUUCUGGCUUCGCCAAGCUCGAUAGCAAUGGCCGCUUGCCCCACAACCUUCUUGUAGCAGGUUAUGAUAAGUACUCUGCGUAGGACUUGGCGUGGCAGUCUCUCCACAUGGCGGCUGCUGCUGCCUGCAGAGGAAGUACAUCUUCAGGAGGAACUGGUUGCUGUGGGAACCAAGUGA